AUGGUCUGGCGCACCUUCGUGUCUUCCUCGUCGACUCCAUCGCCGUGUCUCUUCUCCCGUACCAGCGCUGUUCUCUCUACCAGGCUACCUUGUGUGCAUCUACUGCGUCAGAUCCAGUCCGGUGAUAUUGCACAUAAACUCUCUGCCCUUGGUCUGGGUAUAUCGGUAUUCGCAACACCCUACAUAAACUUCCUACCAAAUGAGCAUUGUUGUCAAAAGAUCUUGACAAUGGAAGCUAGAGCCACUGAGGUUCUAGCUGCACUGAAAAACCCCAACCUCUCCGUCGAGGCGAAAACACAACAGCUCACAAAGCUCAAGUCGGAAAUAAAACAGAAAAAUGUACCUGAGGUCGCCAUUUCCACCGUGUUUGAGGCCGUCCGCUAUGCGCUUGCAUCACAACACUCGUCUCUUUCCGCAGGGGGGUUCUCUGCCUUAGGCCAUCUCCUCAAGCGACUUUCCCUCCAAGAUCUCCAUCAGGCUAUCGCAGCUCAAGGCCGCUCCACUUACCCACUACUCCUUGAGCGAUUAGGUGACCAUAAAGAACGCGUUCGCUCACAGGCUGCCCAAGCCUUCAGUGACUUCUGGCAAUCUGCCCCCGUUGAAGUUGAGCACCAUGUCCUGGAAAUUGCGUUGGUGGGGAAGAAUCCUCGAGCAAAAGAAACUAGUAUGACAUGGCUAGCGACUAUGACUCGUAACCGUGGGCUGCUCUUCCGGACAUACGUGCCAAGCCUUGUCGCCUGCCUCGAGGAUGCUGAUAGUGGAGUCAGGGAAACUGCAAAAGCGACCGUUAUCGAUUUAUUCCAAAAUGCCCCUCCUCGAGCACUAUCGGAUUUGAAGAAACAACUUCAAUCACAUAAUGUGAGGAAAUCGAUAACCAACUCAAUCCUGUCUAGCAUUGGCGUCGAUCAAGAUCUUUCCUCUUCCAUGCAAUCCCAGCCAAGAUCUGAUAUCUUGAGACCCGAGAGCAGUUUCUCAAGCCACCGAGAACCUCAACGUCCCAACUCUGUUCUAUCAACCCGAUCUAUUUCGAACGGCGAAGCAGCAAGUAAGGAAGCUAGCAUGGCAUCAGAUUCUAUCCAUGGCGACCCCCCGAAACCUCCCCGAGGGGAUCCGCCGCGGAGAGAUGCAGUGUUAUCUCAUAGCGUCAGCGUCGAGUCUUUCCCCACUGUUGUUGGAAACGCCGAAAUUGUUGAAGUAGAAACUGUGGACCCGCUUUACCUCAAUUCUCAUCGAGAACUGGACGAAAUAUUUCGCGAAAUGCUGCCUUAUUUUGAAGGCAGGGAAUCGGAACAGAAUUGGAUCCUCCGUGAGAAAAGUAUUUUGAAAUUGCGGCGGAUAACAAAGGGCAAUGCCCCAACCGAUUUCCAACAUAAUUAUUUGGUUGGUAUCAAAAGUGUACUUGACGGUAUUCUAAAAGCCGUCAAUUCGUUGCGGACUACACUCUCAGCGGCCGGCUGUAGCUUAAUUCAAGAUAUUGCCCGAGCAAAUGGCCCAGCCAUUGAUCCAAUGGCUGAAGUUCUCUUGCAGAAUAUGAUUAAGGUGUGCGCAAGUCUGAAAAAAAUUAGCGCUCAAAACGGCAAUCUUACGGUGGAUGCUAUCAUCGGCAAUGUAUCCUACACGUCUAGAAUUGUGCAACAUCUUUGGCUUGCAUGUCAAGACAAAAAUGUUCAACCUAGGUUGUUUGUCACGGGUUGGAUACAAACUUUAAUCAUGAAGCACAGCGGGCAUAGAGGAUUGAUCGAACAUAGUGGGGGUGUUGAUGUCCUCGAGAAAUGUAUCAAAAAAGGACUGGGAGAUGCGAAUCCUGGAGUGAGAGAAAACAUGCGUUCAACUUUCUGGACUUUCGCGAGAAUGUGGGCUGAUAGAGCAGAAGGGAUCAUGUCCACAAUGGAUGCGAAGUCCAGGUCUCUUCUCGAAAGGGAUCCUGGAAAUCCAAAUCUUGAUGCUAAUUCCUUAAAUACCAACGGAAGACAGCGAACAGGCAUGGGCAAUAAUGGACCAGGGGGGGGCUCACGACUGACACUCAAGGAGACAAUCGCUGCCCAGAAAAAGGCUCGUUUGGCUGCAGCGAAAACAAUACCUGCUCGCCCGGAAUCUGCCCAAUCUGUUCAUAGCUCAUCCCAGCAGAAAUUAUCAAGCCCCUCAGGAAGCCCCCAAAAACCUAGGAGUAAGACCACAACAUCUACUCCAGGAAGAAGCAAUCCAACGCCUCUCCGUCCUAAGUCGAGACUUGACACUAGUGCGCCUGUAAGCACUGCGAAACCAAAACCCAAGCGACUUGACAUUGCUGGGCUUAAACCUGGCGAAGCCCGUUUAAUGGCAGGCCCCGCUGGUAAACCAAAUUACGCAUCUUCUGUGGAUCCCAAACCGCUAGCUGCAAGCCCAGCUAGGCCAGGGGAACAUCUACCUGUUGUUUUACUGCAGGAUGACAAUAAGAAUACGGAAAUUAGCUCUACCAGCUUUGCUUCGGAUGCCGAAGUUUUUACUGAAAACAAAACCGAUCUUAUGACAGAACUCCCUACACCUGGAUCUUUGGUGAUGUCCCAUGGUACCCCUUCAAGCCAUCGCCGUUUGAGCAGCAGCGACACCUCUGUUUCUCGCAUCCCAAUGUCACCACCUUUCCAACCAAAAGUCCAUUCAGAGGAAUGUUUGGCUGUGACGUCCAGCCCCAACAGAAACUGUUCCAACAAUAAUGAUAAUAUUGCGCCUAAGAAUGCUUCUGCUGGUCGAUUUUCUUUACCUAGCACUGAAGUUACCUAUUCUGGAGAAACCCUCAAGGUGUAUGAAGAUCCUCAGUCUCCAAAUGCGAAGGAAGAUGUUGCCCAUCCGGAACCAUUUGGAAUCUCUCCGAGGUCUCCUAUCAAAGCCAAUCCGCUUGAAGAACUCCCAAUUAAUGAACCGGCGAACACGCCAAAUCGAAAAUACAAUGGUCAACAGGAGCCCUCAGGUUUCUCACCUCCGACUAGCGUCGCUAUGCCUGCAAAUGAAAAUUUGCACCGGCGAUGGAAAAAAGUGGAGAUCUCAGAGAGGCGAAGAAGCCUAAGCCCUCGAUCCAAAGACCCAUCACGGGGGCGAGAUAUGAUUGAUAGGGGACUUAAUAAAAUUCGGACAGGGGCUAUCGAUGUGCAUGGAUACCGGAAGGUACAGAGUUUAAUCAAAUACCAUCAAUCAAUAUUUAAUGACGAAGCCAAGUAUGGUGAAACAUUAAUGGUGUUGUUAGACGCCCUCGAGGUGCCAGAUGCAGAUAAGAAAUCAGCAACCGGUCGACAAUUGGAUCUGAAGACACAAGUAUUAGUGACUAUUCGUUUGUUGUUCUCGAUGAAUCGUGGCUAUUUUUCGAAGUACUAUGCCAGAGCCAUGACGGCAAUUAUUACGGCACGCAAACACUACGAACUUACCAACCAUAUCGUCAGCGGUCUCGAGGAAACAGCUGAGGAUAUCGUUCAAGCAUGUGAGCCUGCAGAUGUCAUCGAUGCAAUCUUGGGUCUUCUCGAGUUCGAAGAGAAGUCCCCUGACAGCCAUCGCAUGAUUGCCAUGGGUGGAUAUAUCCUCAGCGGGCUCCUACGCCGGCUUAACGAAAAGAACCUAUUCCUCAGUGAGCCGGAGUUAGAACGACUUGGCAACUUCGCAAAUCAGAGCCUCAUGGAUCCCCAACCAGACAUUCGCCGAGCUGUGAUGGAGUUCUGCCUGGAGCUUCACGAAAUGGUCAAGCCGGAAGAAGCCUUUUGGCGCAUGAUUAAGUCUGAAGAGCAUCGUCCGUUGCUGACUUAUUACAUCGUGAGAAAGCCUGGAAGAUGA
Molecule: messenger RNA, 3798 nt
Organism: Histoplasma mississippiense
Lineage: Eukaryota; Fungi; Ascomycota; Eurotiomycetes; Onygenales; Ajellomycetaceae
Exons: 7
Coding region: 1-3798 (1265 amino acids)
Biological process (GO): mitotic spindle assembly; astral microtubule depolymerization
Cellular component (GO): mitotic spindle; spindle microtubule; mitotic spindle midzone
Molecular function (GO): microtubule binding
Source: RefSeq, a predicted model, not a curated record